Messenger RNA from Oncorhynchus tshawytscha (Chinook salmon), 129 nucleotides. RefSeq names its product negative elongation factor E-like. The record is from RefSeq and is a predicted model, not a curated record. The transcript is spliced from 2 exons. Lineage: Eukaryota; Metazoa; Chordata; Actinopteri; Salmoniformes; Salmonidae. The annotation marks the transcript as partial.
GAGACAGACAGAGAGAGAGAGAGAGAGAGAGAGAGAGAGACAGAGAGAGAGACAGAGAGAGACAGAGACACAGAGAGAGACAGAGAGAGAGACAGAGAGAGAGACAGAGAGAGACAGAGAGAGAGACAG